GAUGAUCGACUCAAAGUUUUCAUGGAGAGAAGUUUUUCCAAAAUGGUACUAAAUAAUUUAGGAAAAAUGUCUUUUUUUAAAGAGAUAACGGCUCAAUCUUCACAUGAUAGUUCUUUUCCGUUAACAGGAUUACUCCACCCGGGAGAUUACUUUUCUUGCGUAGGAAUAAGAACUAUGUGUUAUUCGGUGUAAACAACAUGGAGGACUCCGUUGCUAUCAGAACCGAAAUUUCAGAAAAUUAUAUGCUUUAAUGUGAAAGCAAAUGAGUGACACUCAUAAACUUUUUUAUCUAUUGCAUGUUUUAUCAUUUCUUGAUUAAUUAAAGUUCUCCACUUUACCCAUGACCAUGAAUAAGCAAAAUAUUGAAAAGAAAAGCAAGAAAAAUGUUAGCAUGAAAAAUGGUCCAAAAUUGUCAUUGGCUGAGGACCAACAAAAUGGUACAGAUAACAAUCAGGAGUACCUUGAAUUCGAUCCAGAUCUUUCAAAAGAUGUAGAAAUAUUUUUAACAAAGGAUAAUCGUGCUGUUUCAAGAGCAACAAUGUCUGCAAAAUCCAGAAAGACCAUUCAAAGUGGGCGGCUGUCCGAAAGCAGGGAAAAUAUUGUGAGAUCUAGAGGAAGACCGAUUAAGCCACAUGAGACAGAGCCUUUCCUUUCCAUAGACAACUUACCUCCAGAGAAAUCGUUUGUUUCAGAGAAAUCUACUCUCACAGAUAAUACAGUUCAUUCAAGAGCACCAAAACCAACACAGCAGAGUACAGAUGAAUCUCGCAGUCUUGAGGCCCAGCUACACAGAAUGUCGGCGUACAUGUCGCCAUAUCACCAGCAGACACCAGCUCCUCCCAGUCCAGUACAGUUUAGGUUGCAACAUGCUGUGUUAAAGGAAGAGACAUCUUCAGUUGACUCUGAACGCCCUAGUGUUGUGACAGGACACAUUUACACAAAAAACGCACAGGCACCCAAAGGACGGAGAACCAGCCCUCGGAAAAGUUCAGGAUCGAGACCCGGCUCGCAAUCUGCCCAAGUUCCUGUACAAAAUGAGCCUGAAAAUAUAUCACCCGUUGACAUAAGCAAACCUGUUACACCUACUAUAAAUGUAACAAAUUCUGGAAAUUUGUCUGGAGAGAAAAACAGUUUGAAUGGCUCAAACCCUGAUGUAUCAGAAACAAAGAAAUCAAAACUUUCUAGGCCAAGUUCAGCCCCUGCUGUACGUAAAACAUUAGAUGUUUCUGUGAAAAAAAGCAGGCCUGGGUCUGAAAAGUCGCGGUUAAUGUCAAGGUCAAAUACAGGUUCAGCAAGGUCAAGGGUUAGUAGUGCAGGGUCAAGGUCAGGGACUGCAUCGAGGGCUGUACACAAUGUGUUUGGUAUUAGAAGUAUGCAGUCACGGACAGGAAGGAUAACUCCGGCAAACACACCAUACCACUCUCCAAAUAAACAUUUGAGACCACCAAACCACCAUGUGAAGACUCCUUUCAAACAUACAGUAAACCAACCUGAGUUUGGUCUGGAUGGUCGACAGACCCCAUCUAUGGGAAUGAAGGAGAGAACAGCCCUAGCAGCGUUCCAUGUACACAAGAUGUUGUCUGUAGCAGGGGAGAAAGAUGUUCACAAAGUGUCUGGAAAACUUCAGAAAGGAAAGUUAAAGCCGCUAUACCCAGUGAAUGUUGAAGGCCCAAAAAUUGAUAAGUGUAGGGGUAUUGUCUCAGAAACAAGAUCAUACCAGCCAUCACCGAGUCGUACUUUGCAGCGACGUGUAAAUCUAAUAAACAAGAUACCAAAUGUACAUGAAUAUUUAUAUGAGCGACCAAGGACGGUAGAAUCAGUACAUCAGACAUCGGUAGCUUCCAGUAUAGAUGAGUUCUUUAAUAUGGAAGGUCCAGAUUCAAACAGGAGUCUACCAGAUGAGAUUUUAUAUAGUCAGGAGAAAUCCAUUCUGGAGCCAAAAACACCAGAAAAUACGUUCCUUCCGGAGCCAACACAAGAUGAAAUUACAGAUGGUUUUCAAACAAAGGCGGAUGUAACUCCAAGGAUGUUUGCAACAGAAGUCGGGACCAGGGAUGAGCAGGCAGUCACUGUUUCUGAUGUCACUGUCCCAAGUAAGGUACAGCAUGAGCUCCAUUUGAGCGAUUCAGGUGCUACAUUACAAGAAACUGAUGACAUAUUACCUGCAGACAGAAAUAACAGCAAUACCGUUGACACUGACAAAAAUGACACAAAUGGACCAAGUGGAAGUGUUGAGGAGAGGGCUCGUAUUGGAAGUCCAUCCAAAUCUGUACGGUUUGCUGAGCAGAGAGACAAACUAGUAGAAUCUCAAAGCAGCAAAGAAAUAAAACAAAUGGAGAACAUGAAUAUAGCAAGAGGUUUGAAUACUGUUAAUGACGAAGAUAUAGAUGAUAAUGUAAUUGAAACUGUAAGUAGAAAAAAUAAACAGAAUUCUAAAGGAUCAUGUAAAUCAGAGAAUAGUGAAAUUGCAGUUAAAAAAGAUGAUGAUGAAGAUGAUGAAGGUAAUUCUAAAGAUGACAAUAGAAAAAAUAAUGACAAUAUUAGAAGAGUUAAUUCUGGUGGAAAUGUAAAUCAUACUAAAGACAGCAGUGAUAAUAAAGAAAAUAUCUCUGGGAACAAUAAUGAAAGUGGACAGAAAAGACCAGUGUCUGGUUCACAAACAAGAUCUGAGUCUACUUUAGGAAAUAGUCAAAGGUCAAGGUCAAAAGGUGAAAGUAUUAAAAGUUCUGCAAGCAAUUCACAAGUACGCAAAACUGGUCCUAGCGUACCAGGCAAUACAAAAUCAGUAUCCAAAGGUGGCCAUUGCUCUAAAUUUGAGCAAUCCAAGGCUAGCAGAGCUCAUACACAUACCUUAGAAGUUUCAUCUGUUCUUCAUGGGCACUCAGUAACAACUGUUGUUGGACCUGAGAGUCCUAAAAGGGGUCGUAGUAGAUCAGCAAGUCCUAACAGAGGUAGAGACCAAACAUUCCAGUUUUUCUCACAAAAGUCUAGACCCUGUUUUGAGGAUCUGGAUGAUUUUAGUAGUCUCUAUGGUAACAGCCAGAGGUCAAGGGUCAAGUUCAUGUUAGAAGGUGAAGAACCAGAAGUGGAAACAAUCUUUAUGGAAAAUGAAGAUGAUGUUAAAGUAAAACCAGAUAAAGAAGUAACAUACGAUGUUUUGGAUACAGAAAUUGAAAUGCUAAGAUCAGCUAUACAAAACUCACUUAUAAGUAACAACGAAAUUCAAGAAGAGGUUGAAAUAGAGUGUAAAAAUGUGAGUGAAGAAGAAGCUGAAAGUGCUGAGGAAAGUGAGAGUGAGACUGUAGUCUUUGAAACAGAUACUGUAGAUACGUUAAGGGGAGAGUACUCUAAUAUUUUGGAAAAAUAUCGUCAACGUUGCAUGGAUAGAAGUGAAAGCUUUGGUGCUAUAAGUACAACACUAGUCACCCCAAGACAAACACAAAGUUUGACAUCUAGCAGGUCAAGGUCACUGGGUAAUGAAACACAUGAAAAUUUACCUGUAAACAGAAGCAGUCCUUUUAAAGAAAAACAACUUAAAAUAUUGGAUGAUACACAACCUCUCAAUACUACGAUGUUAAGUGACAGCGGACAUGGUUCAGUAGACAACUUGUCCGACUUAUCUCUCUCAACAAGUCAAGCAAGGUCAGAUGUUCCUAAAUUAGAUCUAGGGGGCAGCACUAGUGACCUUGGUCUUGGGUCAGGUCGUAGUGAUACAACGGUUACCACUGGAAAUGGAGAUGAAAAUGACAAAAAACAUAAAGAGGAGAAGACUCUGCUAGAACUGGUCUGUGAUCAGUUGUCGCCUAUAGAACAACGUCAAAAACCUGCAAAAAGACGGGAAAUAAUAAGACAGAUAAUGUUAAAACAUAGGCAACAGAGAGAAGAAGAUGUAUCCGAGUUGAAAGUUGUUGCUACUACUAAGUCGCUGUCUAAAAACAGCAAAAUGAAGAAUUCUGACUCGAGUGGAAUACAGGCACCUUUCCCUCCUGUGUGUUUUAAGAUCAAUGCUCGACCACCAAAAGGCUACCUCUACUAUUUUGCAUACGGACCAGACAUGAACCCUAACAGGUUUAGCAGUUAUAUACAAAGAAACGUACAAGACAGAUACUGGGGUCUUCUCUUUGGUUUCAACCUUGUAUUUAACAAAAGAGGUACAAGUGAGGAAGCAGGAGGAUUCUCUAACCUUGAGUUUAAUCCCCUCAGAUCUGUCGAGGGCUGUAUAUACAAGAUAACACCUCAGGAAUUACAAGUUCUCGACAAAUGUGUUGGUUAUCCUCAGCACUAUGAACAUCUUGUAUUACCAGUGUGGUUGUCAAACAGUUUUGACCCAGACAGUCAUGGUGUUGCACAGUACUGUGUACCUGCCCUAACAUACAUUGCACAGAAUAGAUGGACAGAAACAGAGAAACCAUUAAAUUGUGACUACGCAUUAUCCCAGUGCAUCAAGAGUGCUGACAUAGUUACCACGGCAUACAAAGAUUCUUUAGUUGCCAUGGCAACACAACAACAAGUGAUGGCUUCCGCUUAGUCACAAAUUUCAGUUAUUUGAUAUACAAUUUGGAUUUUGCUGUUUUGCUCAAUAGCUUAUUUCAAGUUAAUCAAUUUAGGAUGGCCAGUUGCUUCACACAUGUAAUCAACAUGUUUGCUUAAAUUUUUGUUACUGUGUACUUGUGACGAAAAAAAUUUAAUAUAAGAAAUCUUGUCUGUGCAGCUAGAUGCUGGUGCAGGUUAGAUAGCAGUAUCGAGAAGUUGAUUAUCUACUGGAAUAAGACUGAAAUCUUUCUGUAUGAUGGAUGGAUGAAAGUCAUUUGAUGUGAUAAAAGCGUCAAUUUUGCUUGUUUAUUUUGAGCGUCAUUUACAGGAAAUAUAAUUUAGACAACUUCCAAUUUUGUUAUUCCCCCGAAGGGAGGCAUAUAGUUUUUUAACCGUCUGUCUGUCUGUCGAUCUGUCAGUCUGUCGGUCUGUCCGCAUUUUUCGUGUCCGGUCCAUACCUUUGUCAUCGAUGGAUGGAUUUUCAAAUAACUUGGCAUGAAUGUGUACCACAGUAAGACAACGUGUCGUGUGCAAGACCCAGGUCCGUAGCUCAAAGGUCAAGGUCACACUUAGACAUUAAAGGAUAGUGCAUUGAUGGGCGUGUCCGGUCCAUAUCUUUGUCAUCGAUGGAUGGAUUUUCAAAUAACUUGGCAUGAAUGUGUACCACAGUAAGACAACGUGUCAUGCGCAAGACCUAGGUCCGUAGCUCAAAGGUCAAGGUCACACUUAGACAUUAAAGGAUAGUGCAUUGAUGGGCGUGUCCGGUCCAUAUCUUUGUCAUAGAUGGAUGGAUUUUCAAAUAACUUGGCAUGAAUGUGUACCACAUUAAGACGACGUGUCGCGCGCAAGACCCAGGUCCGUAGCUCAAAGGUCAAGGUCACACUUAGACGUUAAAGGUCAUUUUUCAUGAUAGUGCAUUGAUGGGCGUGUCCAGUCCAUGUCUUUGUCAUUCAUGCAUGGAUUUUAAAAUAACUACGCAUGAAUGUGUGACACAGUAAGACGACGUGUCGCGCGCAAGACCCAGGUCCGUAGGUCAAAGGUCCUAAACUCUAACAUCGGCCAUAACUAUUCAUUUGAAGUGCCAUCGGGGGCAUGUGUCAUCCUAUGGAGACAGCUCUUUUUUAAUAUGCUUAAGGCUGCAUUAAAAUAAAGCAUCUAGAUGUUGGUUAUAACACGAUUAUUGUUUGUUGUAAUAUGCAAGUUGUAGCAGUGUUGUGCUGGCAGUUAUGACCUUAAGUAUAGAUGUUUAUCAGCGUAUGUUUAUGUUAAUAUGUUGUAUUAAACAGUUAAGUUGAUUUUUCAUAACGUGACUGUUUAAGGCAUUUACAUGAUUCCAGUUUAUGAGUUUUAAUGAUACUUCUGUAGCUAUAGCUUUGCCUAAAAUAGUUAUAUCUCAACAGCGACAGCUCUGAAAUAAAUGUCAUUAGUAGUUACUGCUUACAGUGUAUUACAAUUGCCACUUCUGGUAUAUCCUGUGACAAAGUGUAUUGAAAGUUUUGUUUUGUACUUUAUAAGUGGUGUUCUUCACGACUGUAAGUUACAAUAAAUGUCAGUCAAAAGUAGAUUGUUCCCUGUUUCAGUUGUUUUGCAAGGUCUCAAGGCUCAGUAGUUUUUGACAUUUGACCGGCAAGCCAUUCAGUAAAUGUUUUAUUACAUCACAUCAGUAGUAAAAUUUUUUAUGUUUUGUACUUCAUGGUUUGACUUCAACCGAGCAAAUUUAGUGUUGAACUUUAGACCAGUCAAUAGUACGAUCUAUUGACCAGAGAUUCGAGGAGUCGUAUAUUAAUUGAUACUGUAACUAUUGUACAUUAACUAUCUGCUGACAGUUUUUAGCUCACCUGUCACAAGUGACAAGGUGAGCUUUUGUGGUCGCGCAGCGUCCGGCGUCUAUGUGUCUGUCCGUGCGUAAACUUUUGCUUGUGACAUCUCUAGAGGUCACAUUUUUCAUGGGAUCUUUAUGAAAGUUGGUCAGAAUGUUCACCUUGAUGAUAUCUAGGUCAAGUUCGAAACUGGGUCACGUGCGGUCAAAAACUAGGUCAGUAGGUCGAAAAAUAGAAAAACCUUGUGACCUCUCUAGAGGCCAUAUUUUUCACAAGAUCUUCAUGAAAAUUGGUCAGAAUGUUCACCUUGAUAAUAUCUAGGUCAAGUUCGAAACUGGGUCACGUGCGGUCAAAAACUAGGUCAGUAGGUCUAAAAAUAGAAAAAGCUUGUGACCUCUCUAGAGGCCAUAUUUUUCAUGGGAUCUGUAUGAAAGUUGGUCCGAAUGUUCAUCUUGAUGAUAUCUAGGUCAAGUUCGAAACUGGGUCAGCUGCGGUCAAAAACUAGGUCAUUAGGUCUAAAAAUAGAAAAACCUUGUGACCUCUCUAGAGGUCAUACUUUUGAAUGGAUCUUCAUGAAAAUUGGUCAGAAUGUUCACCUUGAUGAUAUCUAGGUCAAGUUUGAAACUGGGUCACAUGCCAUCAGUAACUAGGUCAGUAGGUCAAAUAAUAAAAAAACCUUGUGACCUCUCUAAAGGCCAUAUUUUUCAUGGGAACUGUAUGAAGGUUGGUCUGAAUGUUCAUCUUGAUGAUAUCUAGGCCAGGUUCGAAACUGGGUCAACCGUGGUUAAAAACUAGGUCAGUAGGUCUAAAAAUAGAAAAACCUUGUGACCUCUCUAGAGGCCAUAUUUUUCACAAGAUCUUCAUGAAAAUUGGUCAGAAUGUUCACCUUGAUGAUAUCUAGGUCAAGUUCAAAACUGGGUCAUGUGCCGUCAAAAACUAGGUCAGUAGGUCAAAUAAUAGAAAAACCUUGUGACCUUUCUAGAGGCCAUAUUUUUCAUGGGAUCUGUAUGAAAGUUGGUCUUAAUGUUCAUCUUGAUGAUAUCUAGAUCAGUUUCGAAACUGGGUCAGCUGCGGUCAAAAACUAGGUCAUUAGGUCUAAAAAUAGAAAAACCUUGUGACCUCUCUAGAGGCCAUACUUUUGAAUGGAUCUUCAUGAAAAUUGGUCAGAAUGUUCACCUUGAUGAUAUCUAGGUCAAGUUUGAAACUGGGUCACGUGCCGUCAGUAACUAGGUCAGUAGGUCAAAUAAUGAAAAAACCUUGUGACCUUGAUUGUACAUAGAAAAAUCUUUAAAAUUUUCUAAAAAUAAACCAGAAGGCCUAGAGCUUAGAUAUUUGACAUGUAGCAUUGCCUAGUGGACCUCUACAAAAUGUGUUCAAAUCAUGACCCCUGGGGUCAAAAUUGACCCCGCCCCAGGGGUUACUUGAUUGUACAUAGGGAAAUCUUCAUAAAUUUGCUAAAAAUAAACCAGAAGGCCUAGAUCUUAGAUAUUUGACAUGUAGCAUUGCCUUGUAGACUUCUACCAACUUUGUUCAAAUCAUGACCCCCAGGGUCAAAUUGACUCUGCCCCAGGGGUCACUUGAUUUUACAUAGGAAAGUCUUCAAAAAACUUCUAAAAAUAAACCAGAAGGCCUAGAUCUUAGAUAUUUGACAUGUAGCAUUGCCUAAUGGACCUCUACAAAAUUUGUUCAAAUCUUGACCCCACAGGGUCAAAUUGACACAGGCCCAGGGGUUACUUGAUUGUACAUGAAAUCUUCAUAAAUUUGCUAAAAAUAAACCAGAAGGCCUAGAUCUUAGAUAUUUGAUAUGUAACAUUGCCUAGUAGACUUCUACAAACUUUGUUCAAAUUAUGACCCCCGGGGUAAAAUUGACCCCGUCCCAGGGGUUACUUGAUUGUACAUUGGAAAAUCUUCCAAAAAGUUUCUAAAAAUGAUCAGUUUGACAUUUGAAACAUGUAGCUCAUAUUACUCUGGUGAGCGAUCCUGGGUCAUCAUGACCCUCUUGUUACUAUUGUUGCUGUAGAUAUAACAUUAAUAGUACUAUAUUUACAUUGUUCUGUGAUCUCUGUAUUACUGCUGUUUCCAGAAUGUUGUCCUCAAUAUAUAUUUGUGAUUUUUCUUUUUGUUUUAUAUAGUUUUAUAUUUACAUACUUAAAUGUUCUGUGAUAAUCCACUGAGAUAUUUUAUAUACACUGCAACAAGAGGAAUAAACUUCAUGAAAAAGAUAUAUCAUAAUGACUUCUCCUAAAGCUGAAACCAUUACCAGUUUUAGAAAGUUUAGUGCAUUUGAAUGUUUUAAUAAGUGUUAGAAACUGCUUAAAAAAUUUGGUGUAUCGUGCAUUCAGGUGGAAGUUUUCAAAAGUUAGAAAUUUAUUUUAAAAGUUUGUUUGCAUUAUUCAUUCUUGUAGUUACAAGUUUUGAAUUUUUAUGAUAAUAAUCCAGAAUUGUGACAUUGCACAGAUAGGCUGGAAAUUCUGGGAAAUAAUUUGAAUAUUGAGAAUUGCAAAUUAAACAGGAAAGCUCAUAAAAUCAUCUUUAAAUCUGGGAAAAUGAAACAAAAUCAGAAGGCAAAAAAUGGGAAUUCGAGAAACUGAGAAGUUUUAGAAAAAAAUUAGGAAAUGCUUCAUAUUGAAGGCAUUAAUUUGUCAGAAAUAGAAAUGAAGUGCAAUUUUCCCUAAAAAAUAACCACUAAGACGAAUAUGAUUCAAACUUAAGGCAUUAUUUUAUUCAGGUACUGAAAUUUUUUGCAAAGGGUUCAUUCUUCAGCAAACAGAAGUUAACUUCCAUUUUUUACUAGUUUUUGGAUACACUGUAGUGAUGCACAAUAUUACAUUAGCAAUAUUUGUUGUUUGAAUUUUAUACAUUGUGAAAAAUAAAAUCAGUAUUAAAGUCUUA
Mercenaria mercenaria is the source of this 9245-nucleotide messenger RNA. RefSeq lists its product as uncharacterized. Lineage: Eukaryota; Metazoa; Mollusca; Bivalvia; Venerida; Veneridae. The record is from RefSeq and is a predicted model, not a curated record. The transcript is spliced from 19 exons. Bases 341 to 4528 code for a protein of 1395 amino acids.